AUGGCCAUAGGCGCCCUGUUCCUUGGCCUCUGCUAUUUGGGGUCUUUCGUUCAGAUUCUCUUGGCUACGAAUAGGCUCACUGUGGUUUACUGUCCGAGUCGAACGUUCCUCUCUCACAAGCGCGUGCUGGUCUUGAUUGGUGUUUGUUGUAUUGCCACUGUGGGGAUGAUCACCUACUCGCAGUUCAUUUUGCCUUGUUGCAGAAUUGUUCCCGAUCCAAAAAUCUACAGCUACUCGUACUUGGCAAUAUCUGUGUCAUCUAUUAUUUUCAGAUAUUUUAUACAAUUUAUUGUGAUGUUUCUUACCUACAGUAUCGUCUGGUUAACAUUCUUCUUGUAUCCCGUGAUCGGUAUUAAAAUACCACAAUUAUAUGCCGCUACUGCUGUCGUGCUCAUAAUGAACUGUGGCACAAACUCCGUCGUCUAUCUUGUAAUGAGCAAAGAGGUUCGCUACGCAGCUAACCAGUUAUUUGGUCGAGUUCUAUUCAGCGACACACAGUAUCUUCCGAAGAAACCCAUCUCUUUGAACCAAAUCCAUCCACUAGCCCCGAUAAACACCAAGCCACCAAUCCUUUGA
Molecule: messenger RNA, 576 nt
Organism: Ostertagia ostertagi
Lineage: Eukaryota; Metazoa; Nematoda; Chromadorea; Rhabditida; Trichostrongylidae
Source: the annotation of a GenBank genome assembly